ACUACAAUUAGAGAAAGAACAUCUUAAAAAAGAAAUAGCUCAUGAGGCUGAAAGACUGAAAUUAGAAACUGGCUUACAGGAAGAUGCUACUUCCGAAGAGACUGACCUAGUUGGGCAACAUCAAAAAUAUUUAGCCGAUAAGGUGGGUUUGGCGGAUAAGUUAAAACAAGAAGGGGUUAAUUUAUUCCAAAAAGGGGUUGGCCAAGUUAAGAAAGUAGCGGGGGAUAAAGUUAAUCAGGCCACCAAAGCCGUUAAUGAAAAAGCCAAUCAAUUUACCAAAACUGCCGGUGAUAAAAUUGACGAACUUACUAAAAAAAUCAAGCCUAAAAAGGAGGAAUAA
This is a messenger RNA of Racocetra persica, 340 nucleotides long. The record is from the annotation of a GenBank genome assembly. Lineage: Eukaryota; Fungi; Glomeromycota; Glomeromycetes; Diversisporales; Gigasporaceae.